UGUUGGAACCAAACAAACCUUCCCUCGGACAGCGUACGCGAGCCUAAAUGAUAAGUCCACGAUGGGGGAUGGAAUGCUUUCCUUGUCGUGGAACAACCACAGCGCCACGUUCUGCCACACGCUCUCCACACUAAGAGCAAAGGACAGGUACACAGAUGUCACCUUGGCGUGUGAAGGAAAGUUUUACCCCGUACACAAGUUGGUGUUAUCAACUUGUAGUGAAUACUUUGAAAACAUGUUUGAAAAUACUCCAUGUAAACACCCUGUUAUUGUGUUGCGAGAUGUUCGAUGUGAUGAGCUUGAGGCUCUUCUUAGUUAUAUGUAUGCUGGUAUUGUAAGUGUUGCCCAAUCAGACCUAGCACAGCUGAUCAAAGUGGCAGAGUUGCUGCAAAUUAAAGGUCUAGCAGUGCCAGAUGAGCCUCCCAAUAGUAACAAGAGGCCAUCUGAUGAUGAUAGAACUAGUCCACACUCGAGAACUCGCCAGGGUCAGAAUGCCAGCAAUGACAGGAGUAGCCCGUACCUCAGGACAAAGCAUUCCCAGGCAUCCAGUGAAGACAGAGCUAGUCCCCUUCCCAAGAGGCGAAGAAGAACGGAUACAGAAGCCUCCCUUGAAGAUUCCCAGUCAUCCAGUGGUAUGCUGUCUGUGAGCAAAAUGCCACUGCAAGCAUGUGAACAGCAAGACCAUUCUAGACUUUGUGGUGAAAUAGACGAGACAGACAACAGGAAUGGGACAGAUCAGAAUGAUUAUCAGUCUAGUGCACAGGAAUCACUUAUUUCAAAUGUACAGGUAACAUUAGAAGAGACACUGGUGAAAGAGGAGGUAUUGGAAGAUAUGCCUGACAACCAAGCAGACACGUCAGAUCCGGGCCAUGAAUUUGACAGCUCGACUGGGGGCCAAGACUCGGGUAACUUGAUGAUCCCGAAGUACGAUGAUCAGGAUUCUGAAGGCCUUACGCAGUCUGGGCUAAGUCAGGCUCCCCCUCUAUCUGAAGCUGUUAUAGAAGCACUUGCUGGUCCAUCAGGAAUGCAAGGUUGGCCAGGAGGUGGUGACAUGGCACGACGGCUAGCCCUUGGAGAAGGUUUUGUUGACACUAACCAAGAUGUGUCAGCACUCACCUUAGGCCAGGCCGGCUCCCAGGCACAUCAGCUGGUGGGACUGGGCAGCAUGAGUGAGAGGAAAGGUGGACAAGAUGCCACCAAGAAGAGGCACCGAUGCCCCUACUGUGUCUACUCCACUGCUAGGAAAGAUCAUUUGAAAAAGCACAUAAGAGUGCACACCGGGGAAAAGCCCUUUGCCUGCGCGCACUGUCCCUACCGCUCCUCACAGAAAUAUAACCUUAAGAGUCAUGAGUUCACCCAUAAGCUGUAAUGUGUAGCAGAAAUUUAGGAUAGAAUAUGCAGUGCCAUCAGCCAGCUGCCUGUGUGAAAGGUUGUACGGUUUGUCCUGGUCUGUUACUGUUUAUUUUCUCAUUUUUUUCACAUCCUUCAGUAUUUGUAAGUUUGAUGAAAGGGAAUUAUUGCCUCAUGAUUUUGAUACAGAAUGUGAGUUCUGUUAAAGAAUUCUCUAGUUGUUGUUUGUUUAUAUAGAGGCAGCAUCUUUUACAAACAUUUUUGUAGUUAUUUUAUUUAUAUCAUAGCAUCCUCAUGAUAAUGUUUCUGAGGAUGAACAUGAUCAUAAUGACCAUCAUCAUGAUGAAUAUAAUUAUCACGAUGAUGACCAUCAAUAUCAUGAUCAUAUCAUCAUUAUGAAAAUGAUCAUGAAUAUCAUGUUAAUAAUAAUCAUCAUCAUCAUCAUCAUCAUCAUCAUCAUCAUCAUCAUCAUCAUCAUCAUCAUCAUCAUCAUCAUCAUCAUCAUCAUCAUCAUCAUCAUCAUCAUCAUCAUCAUCAUCUUCCUAGAAGAAUGGAACUUUUCAGUUUUACCUGUGCUUACUUUGGCUGUAGCUGUCUAGAGUGGUAUUGCCUUGGCUUGGAAGUGUCCAUUUCCAUCUGGUGCAUUCACAUGUUAUCCCCCCAGGGCUUGUUUGGUCCAUUCCCAUCUUGUUCUCCCGGUCCAGUAUGGUCCCAUCCUGUCAUGCCCUCAUAGAUAUGGUUCCUUUCCAUUCUGCCCUCUCUAUUAUAGUCCCCUCUCGUCUUGUCCAGUCUCACGUAAAUUCCCUUCUGGCUUGCCUUUUCUGAUGUGGUCCUGUCCUCUCGAACCCUCCUCGUAGGAUUUAGUUCUACCCUGUCCUUCAGUCUGAUAAGUAUCUGUUGUAUCUUGGAUGUGUACUAUUCUGAGUUGCAUUAAUCCGUCCUAAGCCUUCUCACAGGCAAAAGAGGAUCUAACCUGCUUUAAUAAAUCUUCCAUACUAUUCAUAAUGAACUAAAACUUCUUAAUAUUUUGUACAGUGUCUCUCAUGAUUUAUAUCAGAUAGUUGUAGAGGUGGAGGAGUAUGAUUCUGUGUUGGAAAUUGUGUAUGUAGGUGUGCAUUUUGCAGAUGGCUGAUACAAUUGACACCUGAGUUGCAAUUUAAGAAUGUGACACAGCUGCCAGAGAAUAAAGGUUGCCAUGGUGCAAUCAUUUAUUUUAUUUAAAUAUUUAUUUAUUUAGUUGGUUAGUUAGUUACAACCCUAUUUAUAAUUCUUAUCAAAGGAAUACAUGACUAAAAUGAUCUUGCUUUUAUCUUUAAUGUUCGAUAAGUAGUGUGAAGAACUCGUAAUUCAAAAAUUGAUUAUAGCACUGCAUUGCAACUUCCCUCUCUCCCUCCCCUUUCCUGCUUGACUGUCAUCCCUAAAACACUUGCUCUGCUUAAUUUAUAGGAACCACUUCAUACCUGAAGUAAUAAAAUGCAUUUGUGCAUGGAAGAUUUUCUUAGAUCUCAUUCUUUUUCUUUUUAUGGCUACAAAGAUGUGAUGUAAUGUUUGAGACACCCUGUAUAAAUCUCUGUAGACUAAGGCUGAUCAUCAUCAGCUCUUUUUAAACCAAACCAAGGCACUUUUUUACACUUCAUUUAAACCACUUCAGUGACUAUAUAUGAAGUAGCUUAAAUGUUUACCUGUUUAGUUAAGAAAAAAAAUUGGUAGACCAGUGAUAGUUCAGUAUGUAGGCUGAUGGGCUUUGAGUAAGAAGGCUGUGUAUCAUACAUUGCACCAGAAAGAGUACAAUUACAGAAGUGUCGCAUUGUCUGUGCAGGACAGAUCUUGUGGUAUGUAACUGUUAGGAGGUAGUAUACAAAAUUCCUUUGCUUGACUGCAGUCAUGUAAGAAAAAUAUUAAGAGAAACUUAAGUACAAGGAAUUAAAAAAGGAAGUAAUUUGUGUUCACUGGGGCCAAGAUAACAAUUUAACAUAUUUAAAUAUCAUAGUAAUCAUCGUAUUUGAUUUGGAGGGUAGCUGAGUAUGCAAAGAGGCAACCAUGAUGCCACACCACAUUCCCUCUGUUGUUAUCUACAAGACAUCACAAUACAUUGGUGAUUUUGGUUUUGCACUCAUUUGCACUGAGAUCACUAGGAGGUUGUUUAGCAUUUAUAUUUAUAGGUAAUUUUAGUAGACUUUAUUGUUGGGAACAUAUUUGUAAAUCAUAGCUGUUUUAUAAUUGGUGUAGAUGUUUCUGCCUGUGCUGGAGAAUAUUUGGUCACAAUAAGUGUGAAUGAUGGUCAUGAUUGUCACCAAAUAGUGGUAAACAUAAACACAAAGUUCAAUCUCACCCCUUUACUGUAUCCCAGUACGUGGGAAGUUGUAGCCAAGUUUUUACCUUGAAGGAAAAGCAUUCCCCCCUUCUCUUGCAUGUUGUUAUGUUUAAAAAUAGUAGUUCAGUGUCUUCCUUGGUUAGUGUUGAAUACUGUACCUAUAGGAUGGAACUACUCUUGAGAAAAUCAGUUUACUUUUAUGCCAGGUAAAAUCUGAAAAUCUCAUUGUUAAUUUAGAGUGACAUUCCAGGUGGCAGGUUUCUUUGUUUAUAUAUUUGUUUCUUACACAGAUGAAUAUUGCAACUUGCUAUGUGAUUCAUGAUUAUUGAGCUUCUUUAAUCAACUAUAAAAUAAUUGUAAAUACGAUUGUGAGUGGGAGGGUGGAGAGUUUGAGGAGUGAAAGUGGGUGAUUGUGAUGGGGGAGGGCAUGUGACCAUAAGGGUGCAUUAGAGUGCAGAAAUGCAGUGGGGGAGAGUAUAAGUGAAAGAGUGGAGAGUGCAUGAGUGUGAGGAUGAAAAGUGUGAGUGUAAGGAUAAAGAGUGGGGAAGUGUGAGGGGAGAGAGUGUGUGUGAGUGCAAGGGGUGAAAGUGUAUGUAUAU
Penaeus chinensis is the source of this 4263-nucleotide messenger RNA. RefSeq names its product protein tramtrack, beta isoform-like. The transcript is spliced from 6 exons. Gene Ontology annotation, biological process: regulation of transcription by RNA polymerase II. Gene Ontology annotation, molecular function: protein binding. NCBI's taxonomy places the organism in Eukaryota, Metazoa, Arthropoda, Malacostraca, Decapoda, Penaeidae. The record is from RefSeq and is a predicted model, not a curated record. Gene Ontology annotation, cellular component: nucleus. Bases 62 to 1369 code for a protein of 435 amino acids.